AAGUUUGUGAAGGGUCCGUGUGGCAUCCUACAUCCUGGAAUCUGGCUGUAGUGGAGAGGUGUUGGGCACCAGGGCCCUGCUGUGAUGAACUCUAAAAGACAAAGGAAAAUUAAGUUUCUUAAACUGAUAUUGCACCAAAUGAAAACAGUCAACAUUAGGGAUGGGUAUCAUGAAGAUUUCAUCCUCUGUCCUGCUCUCUCUCUCUGGUGAUGUGAUUUUUUUUUAUUGUAUUUUUAUUUAAUCUUUAUUUUAUCAGGCAGUCUCAUUGAGAUCAAGAUCUCUUUUACAAGAGAGACCUGAGAACAAGGAACAUUCACAAUCAGCAGACAAACCAACACACAACACAACAAACAAACAAAAACAACAAGAUAUAAAAGGAAUUAGCAGAAACAGUUACAACAAUCACAGUAAACAUCAGGCAACAGAGAUUUAAAAUCUCCAAGAUGAAUGAAUAUCUCAAGUUUAAGGGCAGAUUGCAGUUCAUUCCAUUUAAAGGGAGCAUAAUAUCUGAAACCAGUUCUGCCAACAUUAGUGCGUGUAUAUGGAAUAUCUAAGGUUAGAUAGUUACUGGAUCAUGUUCUGUUGUUACUGGAUUUAAAUGAGAGAAGAAAUGUGAGGUAAUUAGGAAGUUUCAGCAGUAGAACUUUGUAGAUGAAUAACAUAAGAUGGAUAUUUCUUCUAGACUGUAAUGAAGUCCAACCAACCUUUUGAUACGAAGUACAAUAAUGAGUGCGAAAAUUGUCAUUAGUAGUGAAGCGUAAUGCACUAUGAUACACAGGGUUUAACUGCUGAAUAGUUGAUGGGGCAGCGUGACAAUACAAGAUGUCCCCAUAAUCAAGGACAGACAUGAAGGUUGACAGUACAAUGAUUUUUCGGUUGGAGGGAGACAAACAGUCUUUGAUCCUGUACAAGAAGCCCAAUUUUAUUUUUAGUUUUUGAUUUAACUGUUGAAUGUGAAUCUUGAAUAUAAAUUGCUGUCAAGCCAAAUUCCUAAGUAUUUGUAUGAGUCAGUGAGAGUAAUGUGGGUGCCAUUUAAGGUCUCGAUGGCAGGAUAGUCAAGAAUCACUAGUGGUGGAAGUGGAGAAUACCAAGUAUUUCGUUUUUUUCUGCAUUUAAAACUAGUCUGUGGCAUCAAAGGCAGUCUGUAGAUGAGUCAGGGCUUGGGAUGGGGUAGAACUGGGGGCAUAUAAGAUACAAUCAUCACCAAAAAAGUGGACAUUAAAAUAUUGAUUUGGGAGAAUUAUGUUAUUAAUGUAUAAUGUAAAUAGCAAUGGUUCAAGGAUAGACCCCUGCGGCACCCCAUUUCUGAUAGUGAGUGGACUUGAUUGAGUACUGUCAGCGACAGUUCUGUCAGUGAGGUUAAGAGUGGAACAAGUUAAGUGAAGAAAUAUCUAAGCCUAUGGACUGUAAUUUAUGAAGUAGAAUUUUAUGAGCAACAGUACCGAAUGCUUUUGAGAGGUCAAUGAAAAGAGCAGCACAAAACUGUUUAUUAUCCAGGGAGGAGACAAUGUUAUCUAUGACUGAAAUUGCAGCUGUAAUUGUGCUGUGACCCGGGCGAAAUCCAGACUGUUGUGGCUGAAGUAAGUUUGAUGAGUCGAUAAAAUAGCGUAGUUGAUAAUUGACCAAUGAUUCCAGGAUUUUUGCUAAGAGGGGAAGUUUGGAUAUUGGACGGUAAUUGUUGAGGUCAGAGAUGUCACCAUUUUUAUGUAGGGGAGUUACAAAUGCGCUUUUCCAAGGAGGUGGAAUGAUGCCAGUCAAAAAGGUUUGGUUAAAAAUGUGAGCUAAAUGUGGACUGAUUAAAUGGGCCGUUAGAUUUAGAAGAUAUGGCUCAAGAUUAUCUGCACCAGCAUUUUUGGAAGCCUUUGACCUACGUAGAGCUUUGAGAACAUCUGUAAUAUUUACUCAAGUAAAAGAAAAUUUAGGGUGAGAAAAGGUUUGUGAAUUAAGGACUCCCUCUGGUGGAUAGUUAUGGCAAGUGUUUACAGUUUGAUUUACAGACAAAUUACUAUAUAAAAGACCAGACGAGAGGAAGUGAUUAUUGAAAGUUUCAACCAUGGAUGAUUUAUCAGAAAUAUGACCAGAUGCUUGUUUGAUUUGUGGAGGGUGAUGAAUUUUUAAGAGAUGCUAUGGUUUUCCAGAAUUUAGCAGUCAUCAGAGGCAGAGAGAGCUGAGAGAUAAUAAUUAGAUUUGGCCUUUCUGAUCAUGCUGGUGCAGAUAUUUCUUUUUUGCCUAAAUAACAACCAGUCUUCAGGGGUGCCGCUGGAUCUAGCCUUGGACCAGGCUUUAUCUCUGCUAGUGAUGACAUUGGAAAGUUGUGGGAAGAACCAGGGACUGUAUCUGUUUUUUAUUCUGUGUUUUUUGUAAGGGGCAUGUCUGUCAGCAAUAAUGUUAAAAGAAUAUGAGAAAUGUUCCAGUGCCUCAGCAGGGUCGGUAAUAGAGAAGAUGUCAUUUAUGUUUGAGAUGGAUAAAUCAUUUAGGAAAUUCUGGAGAUUAAAAUGUUUGUAAUUUCUUGUGGUGAUAUGUUGAGAAUGAGAUUUAGGAAUUUUGGUGUUUCUGAUACAGGCAAUGGGACAGUGAUCACUGAUGUCAAGAGGAAGAACUCCAGAAGCAGGUAGGUGAGAUUGUUCCAAGCGACUCUCUGGAUCUGCCAAACGAAGCUGCCAUGUCGGUGACUGUUCAUGAAAAUCGCAAAUCCCGAACUAGCACAGGCUCCAUGAACAUCUCACUGUUCCACAAGCCUUCACAUCCUGACAGUGUCCUGACCCACCUGAACACAUUGAGAAAACAGUGCAUGUUUACUGAUGUCACUCUGUGGGCAGGGGAUCGCUCCUUCCCAUGCCACAGGGCUGUCUUGGCAGCGUGCAGUUGUUAUUUUGAGGCCAUGUUCAGUGGAGGGCUACGAGAAAGUCUGGACAGUGAUGUCAAUUUCAGAGACAGUAUACACCCUGAGGUCUUGGAGCUCCUGCUGGACUUUGCCUAUUCUUCACGCAUCAUCAUAAACGAGGAGAACGCAGAGUCAUUGUUAGAGGCGGGUGACAUGUUGCAGUUUCAUGACAUUCGGGACGCAGCAGCAGAGUUUUUAGAAAAAAACCUGCACUCAUCAAACUGCCUGGGGAUGAUGCUGUUAUCAGACGCUCAUCAGUGUAAAAGACUGUACGAACUGUCAUGGAGGAUGUGUCUGCUACACUACGAGACGGUCAGAGAAUCAGAAGAUUUCUAUAGCUUGUCUAAAGAUAAAUUGCUGGAGCUGAUUCUCAGCGAUGAGCUCGAAAUAGAAGAUGAACAGGUUGUGUUUAACUCUGUACUGCGGUGGGUCAAAUAUGACUUGGAGGGUCGGCGUCACCAUUUACCAGACCUACUGAGGGGAAUCAGGUUGGCACUUUUGCCGUCUGAGUGUCUGCUCGAGGCUGUAGCCUGUGAGGAGCUCGUUAUGGCUGACAAGAGGAGCAGGUCAAUAGUAGAAGAGGCAAUGCAGUGUAAAAAGAAAAUCCUUCAGAAUGACGGAAUAGUGACUAGUCCAUGUGCUCGACCACGCAAGGCAGGACACACACUGCUUAUCCUGGGAGGCCAGACCUUCAUGUGUGACAAGAUAUACCAGGUUGACCAUAAAGCCAAGGAAAUCAUACCUAAGGCAGACCUCCCCAGCCCCAGGAAAGAGUUCAGCGCAUGUGCCAUUGGCUGUAAGGUUUAUGUCACAGGAGGAAGAGGAUCAGAGAACGGAGUCUCUAAAGAUGUCUGGAUCUAUGACACUGUCCAUGAAGAGUGGUCUAAAGGAGCACCCAUGCUAAUAGCCAGGUUUGGCCACGGUUCAGCUGAGUUGGAGAAUAGCCUCUAUGUUGUUGGAGGUCAUACAGCUAUAGCGGGAGUUUUCCCGGCGUCUCCAUCUGUCUCCCUGAAACAGGUUGAGCGGUAUGACCCUCUCAGUAAUAAAUGGACUAUGAUGGCUCCCCUAAGAGAUGGAGUCAGUAAUGCAGCCGUGGUCAGUGCCAAACUCAAACUCUUUGUUUUUGGAGGGACCACCAUACAUAGAGACAAGGCCUCCAAGGUCCAAUGCUAUGACCCUGUGGGGAACCGCUGGAAUAUUGCAGCUGAGUGCCCCCAGCCUUGGCGCUACACAGCGGCUGCUGUCUUAGGGAGCCAGAUCUUCAUUAUGGGUGGUGACACUGAAUUCACUGCUGCCUCUGCUUAUCGCUUUGACUGUGAAACCAAUCAGUGGACUCGGGUGGGCGACAUGACAUCCAAACGGAUGAGUUGCCAUGCCGUGGCCUCAGGAAAUAAACUGUAUGUGGUCGGAGGUUAUUUUGGGACGCAGAGGUGUAAAACAUUGGACUGUUAUGACCCCACAUCAGAUAGUUGGAGCUCCAUCACUACUGUGCCUUAUUCACUGAUCCCCACUGCCUUUGUCAGCACAUGGAAGCACCUACCUGCCUAAACUGGGAGACACCAGGAGCCUGUAAUUCCAGGUGUCAAUGUCCACUGAGAAAGGACUCAGACUGGAGGAGAAUUUCGGAGACUCCACCCUGUAGUCAGCAGCUGGCUUAGGCUGUAGCUCCACACAGGGUCCUGUGGAAUUCUUGAAUCCUUAAAAAAAAACAAGCUGCACCUAAGUCCUUAGAGGUGUGGUUAACAAGCAGACAGUACAGCAGACAGGUCUUAACACACAAAGAGAGAAUUACUCUGCAUAUGAUGCUUCCUAAAUAAUGUGAUACUCCUAUAUCUGGCACUUUGAUGAAUCUGACUGCUGGAUAUCCACUUUUUUUAACUGAAGGAGUCACUGAUUGACUCAUACAAAACUAUGAGUGUUUUUUUUGUUUUGUUUUUGUUUUUUGUUUUGUUUGGUUUUGUUUUUUUCUUGAGGGGUCAUGGUGGUGGUUUCCCUUAAAGAUUCACAACAUAAAGUUAGCCUUUAUUCAAAUGAUAUACUAUUUUUACAAGACUCCUGUGUGUCAUCACAAGAAACGUUCAGUCUCAUUAGCAAAAUCUCCAUGAUCUCAAACUAUACAAGAACUAGUGUAAACAAAAGUCAGACUUACCUUUCUUUAGAUUUACAGUGUACAACAAGAGAAUUUUUGGCUUCUCAGCAUUUGCUUGGAAACAUUUUUUUUUUUAAAUUUGGGAUGUGUAAAUUAACUAUUUUCAAUUGAAUACUGAAUGUUAUUUAUAGUUCCAGGUUUUAUUUGUCUGGUGUUGCCAUUGCACAGCUCUGCUGUCACAACAGAAAUGUAUAAAAAAUAUAUUGUUGACAGAAUAACAGCUGUAUACACUGAUCACCCAAAACAUUCCAACCACUAACAGCUGAUGUGAAUAACAUUGAUCAUCUUGUUACAAUCCAAUGUUCUGCUGGUAAACCUUUGGUCCUGGUAUUCAUGUGGAUGCUACUCGACAUGCUUCACCUACCCAAACACAGUUGCAGACUAAGUACACCCCCUAACGUUACUCCCUGGGGGUGGGGGUGGUUCUUAGUCUGCAGUGGUGUUCAGGUGGGGGUAGCACGUGUGUAUAGAGCUUGAAAAACACAGUAAUGAAAAAGAUGUAAUUGUUAAACCUAAACAUGAAUACAAAUGUGUGCUGAUUUAGUUAUUUUGACCAAAAGGUGAUUCAUUACAAAUACUCCCUACUCUGCUCACUUUAUGGGGUGUGUGAAUUGACUUUCUAAAAGUCAAAACAGUUCAGUUCCGUUCAGUUCAGAAAACUUUAUUUAUCCCAUGUGGGCAAUUCAGUUUACAGCUCCCAGUUCAAUAAAUAAAAGCACAAACAAAUACAACAGUCAUUCAUUAGACAUACAACUUUUAUCACUCAACCCUCAAUUGUCAGUGGAUCAGUUGAACUAAUGGUUUCCCAGCAGCGAUACCUUGUACAUGUGCAAAUAUGCGUACAUAAGUAUUCGAUCAAUAAAAAAGAAUGAAUAAAUGGGAUAGAGAGUAAAUAAAUAAAGUAACAAAGCACAAACCUACUCAUUAAAAUUCGCAUUCAUCAGCCUGAUAACUGAAGGGAUAAAAGAGUUUGAGUAGCGAUUUGUCUUCCUCAGGGGUGCAUAGUAGCACCGCCCUGAGGGCAUUAAAUUAAAUCUACUGGACAGUCCUUAAAGCGGCCAUUGUUGUGUGGUUCAGAGUGACAUGACAUGAGCAGCAUGUCAGACGGACUGUCAUUCAUUUAUUCACUGCUUAGUACAGGAAAUUCUGUAGAGCAAAAUAUGUAGUGUCAGAUCAAUGGAGUCCACUGCGUAGGGUGUAAUACAUUAUAAUUCUCACUAAACAUUCAGACAACACUACAAGACAGCAAACACACUAUGUAGUAGGGCUGCACUAUAUCAGGAAAACAUGCAAUAUGCAAUUACAUUGUUGAAUAUUGCAAUGACGAUAUGACUCACAACAAAUAAACAGAUUUGAAAUAUGUCUUUCUGCUUUAGGUUGGAGCAGCUAAUAUCAAUCCCAGACAAUGAAUAGUCAGUGCACACUGAAUUAAAAAAAAUAAAAUGCAGUGAUAUUGAUAGAUUUCAAUGUUGUGAAUGGGUUCCCAAUAAAAUUAGUGUUUUUAUACAAACUGUAGUGUUAAACUGGAGUUUGAUGUUGAAGUUGAAUAAAAUCCCAAAUAUAAUAACUUUAUGUAAAUAAACACAGACUGUAUAUGUAUCUGUAUAUACAGUCUAUGAGCAAAACAUUAUACAAAUGUCACAUAAUGAGCUAAGAGCACCAAAAUCAUCUACCCAGUAUAAGGCGUAUAACGUGAGUUUUUAUGUUUUCUUUUCACUUACUGAGACGUUGAACAAAACCGUAAACUACAACAGAAUUGGUCUUGCAUGAGAUGUAAGAUUUAUACAGUAUGAAAAUGGUGGCCACCACUGAAAAUCUUUUUUUCAACAGCGUGUGCUCCCUGGAAUGUAAAACAUCAUAGGGUUAUCAUCAAUAUGAGUCAAUACAAUAUUGACAACCACAUUAUCAUAAUGUAGCAUUAUCAGGGAAAAACUAGCAUCCCCUGGACGGUAAAAUAACAUCAUCACUGACAUGGGUGAUUACGGGAUUUGCUGUCACAGCAGACAUAGGAUAACAGGAAUGUCUGUAGUAAUAUCCUACAUAUCCGUGAAUUUGGGUGUAUUUUAUGAACCUUAAAAUACACGGUUAUUAUCUAGCGGCGGUCCCCAGGAACAUCUGUGCUGCUUCGCUGUCAUUACAAGGAAACCACGGUGCACCGAGCCUCAGAGAACCGGGGAUGACAACAGGUGAGCAGGUGGACAGUUGUCAGAUUUGUGCAGAGCAAAAGAACAAAUGCACUGACACAUCAUGGACAGUAUGAUGAUAACAUCCAAAACACAAGUGACAUGAGAAAUACUUUUAAAACGUGUAAAAACAUGUAAAUCUACUGUUUAUUACAAUACCUUUAUCGGGUUUGUUGAUAAUCGCGAUGAAGGAAAACUUUAAUAAUAUUGUGCAGCCCUACUAUGUAUUAGGCUACAAGUGAACAUUUCUGAUCAACAGUGAUGUUAAACAUGUCAGCUGUUUGUCAGACUGUUGACAAGCAAACGUUUUGAAAACACGAACUCAGCACAUUUCAGAAAAAUGAAAAAAAUUAACAUGUCCUCAAUACUGAUAAAAGUCUUAACUUGAAGGAUGCAUUAAAUAGAAGACAGCUGGUUUGUCCUGUCACACCUGUAAAAAUUAGUAAUACUGAAAGUGUGACUGAAGAACAAAUGUUUGCUCUUUCAUUUAAAUUGAACUCAAAUGACCAAAGUUUGCUCUGGGUCAGUUGGAUCUCAUGCCCCAAAUCAGUGUUUGACUCUGUCAGCUAAAGUGCCAAAACAGAAACCACACUGUAUUUAAUCAAGAGUAUGAUGAAUCCUACUUAAAACCAUAGUGUCUAUAUAGUCUUUUCACUUAAUGUCUUUCUUUUGAGUGAUGAUGCUGCACUCAGUACAGGGCCAAAUAACUUUCUUGUGAGGACACGAUAACAGAUGUCUGUGCCCAAAAACCUUUUAAAUGACAGACAAAUACUUUUGCCUUUACCAAGGGUCAGAGAGACCUUUGCUGAGCUCCAAAACAUUUUCCAGUCAUUUCUUUCAAUGCUUUUAUGUCCCAAAAUGAUGUAAAAGUACAGGAAACACAUUUGUUAGCAUGAUCUAUUGAUUUAAUUAAAAUGCACAUUUGACUGUCUGACAUCUCAAUUUGCACAUGCACUCCUUUGUAUUUCCAGUAGCAUGUUUCAGUGUUGAAGGAACAUGUGGGAGUAAAAUAGCAACACUAGAGGUGUGGCACUGGGAUGUUGGUGACACAUCAGUCAUACGGAACAUCUUUGAUUUCAGACAUCAUACUAUUUCUGUUUUUAGUAGGACACAUAUGAGAAGCACACAACAGCCUCAUGUACACUGUGUCCUACAGACACCACCCCUAUCCCAUAAGCUGUUUAAAUAUACUGAGCAAAAAAUUAAAAGUAACAGUUUUCCUUUUGUUCCCAUUUUUUCACAGGUUUAAGUUAAAGAUCAAAGACUUUUUCAUGCGCUCAGUGGAUAUAUUUCUCUCAAAUUUUGUUCAUAAAUUUGUUAAAAUCCAUGUAAGUGAGCACUUUUCCUUUUCUAAAAUAAUCAAUCCACCUGACAGUUGUGUCAUAUCAAGAUACUGAUUAAACAGCAUCAUUAGUACACAGGUGUGCCUCAGGAUGGUCACAAUAAAAGGACGCUCAAAAAUGUACAGUUUGAUCACACAACAUGAUGCCACAGAUGCCACAAGUUUUGAUGGAGCGUGCCAUUGGCACGCUGACUGCAGGAAUGUCCACCAGAGCUGUUGCCUGCGAACUGAAUGUUCAUUUCACUGCCAUAAAUUGUCUCCAAUGAUGUUUCCCUAAAUGUGGCAGUACAUCCAUCCAACCAGCCAUGCAAUUGCACAGGUUAGUUACAAUAUCAAACUGCUGUCAGGUCAAGACCCUGGUAAGGAUGAUGAGCAUGCAGAUGGGCUUCCCUGAGAUGGUUUUUGAUGGUUUGUGCAGACAUUCUUCAGUUGUGCAAACAAAUUGUUGCUUCAGCUGUUUGGGUGGCUGCUCUCAGAUAAUCUUGCAGGUGAAGACAUAUGAAGGUCUUGAGCUAGUGUGGUUACAUGUGGUCUGUGAGUGUAAGGGUGUUUGGAUGAUCAAUUUACUACCAUAUGCCAUCUCCAAUGCAGUUACCCUGAAUUUGGCAGUACAUCCAAGCAGCUUUACAACCUAAGACACACAAGCUAAGGACCUCCAAAUUCAGCAUCUUUACCUGUAAGAUAGUGUGAGAGCAGCCACCUGAACAGCUGAAGCAACAAAUGGUUAACACAACAGAUGAAUUUAGCUCAAACUGUCAGAAACCAUUUCAGGAAAGCUCAUCUGCAUGCUCAUCAUCCUCACCUGGGUCUUGACCUGACAGCAGUUAGUCAUUGUAACUGACUUCAAUCAAUUUUAUUUAUAAAGCCCAAUAUCACAAAUCACAAUUUGCCUCACAGGGCUUUACAGCAUACGACAUCCCUCUGUCCUUAUGACCCUCGCAGCGGAUAAGGAAAAACUCCCCAAAAAAAAACCUUUAACAGGGGAAAAAAACGGUAGUGAUUGUGAGGCUGGUUUGAUGUUCUGCCAAAUUCAGGGAAAUGACACUGGAGCUGGCUUAUGGUAGUGAAAUGAGCAUAAAGAUUAGGGGCAAAAGUUAUGGUGAACAUUCCUGCAGUCAGCAGGCCAACUGCAGGCUCCAUCAAAACUUGGAACAUCUGUGCCUAUUGUGUUGUGUGAUCAAACUUAGAGUGUCCUUUUUCCCCUGUAACACCUGUGCACUUCUGAUAUUUAUCAAUGCAGUCAUUAGUUGUCAGGUGUCUGUCUGACAGGUGCAAACUAUUUUCUACAUGCUGGAGAUUACACCAGCUGACAAAACAGACAAAAGAAAUGGCACAAAUAUUCUAGCAGGAUUUUUGCAGGACACAGAUGCAUCAUGGCAGAGAGGCUGGCUGGUGUUGUAAGUCCUGUGCACUUGUCCCCUGUCCAACUGUUAAUAAAGCUGCCAUGAGGAGACUGCAAACUGGUGGAGUGUAUAAAUCUCUGACUUUAACUUGCCUCAAGUUAAAUUAGUCUCUGCAGUUGGAUUUCAGGAAGAUGUUCCAAAAUACUUUUAAUCUGUUCUUUAGAGUUUGAAGAAGUGAGAAGGGAUGUGUUUUUGAAAGAACUGAGGAUUUUUUUAAAUGAUUUUGAAAAACUAAAGACAAUUUUGUGAGAAUAAAAAAGUUUGAUAUUGUGUGUUUUUAUUGGUGAAAAUAAACACUUUUUAAACUGCA
Messenger RNA from Epinephelus moara (kelp grouper), 10271 nucleotides. RefSeq names its product kelch-like protein 25 (gene enc2). Gene Ontology annotation, molecular function: protein binding. The transcript is spliced from 12 exons. Bases 2663 to 4432 code for a protein of 589 amino acids. Lineage: Eukaryota; Metazoa; Chordata; Actinopteri; Perciformes; Serranidae. The record is from RefSeq and is a predicted model, not a curated record.